Molecule: messenger RNA, 2337 nt
Organism: Sphenostylis stenocarpa
Lineage: Eukaryota; Viridiplantae; Streptophyta; Magnoliopsida; Fabales; Fabaceae
Source: the annotation of a GenBank genome assembly
AUGGCGAUGCGCGACCUCGUUGCGGGUGCCGCCGCUUGCGGCGACUCUUCUUCUUCUUCCGGUAACCCUCUCGCUUCCCUCGCCAACGCCCUUAUUGGCUCUUCCUCCAAAACUCAGGAGAGGCUGAAGGAGAUUCCCACGUCCACUCCCACUGACCCUGCCUCGCAGUUUUACUCCACCGCACUCCCUGCCAAUCACCUUCCCGGCUCCGAAUUCGAUAAGCCUCUGUUGGAAGCAAACUCUCAGGCUUCGGAGUUUUUGCAUAGGUUCCGUGGCGCAAGUGGGCUCGAGGAGACUUGGGAUGAGAUUCAGCGCGAGGGCGGGUUUGCCGGACCGCGGCAACUGGUGCCGGCGGUUCAACAGCCGCCAAGUGCUGUAAUUAGUGGUGGUUGUGCUGUGGACUUGAUUUUGUUACUUGGAUGCAUGGAGAUACUGAACAUAGAAGAAGAGCUACGGAUGCCUUUUCAUCCUACCCCUCUUCCGAUGCUGGGUUUAUCUGAAGGUGAUAAACAAUGCAUACGCGACCGCAGCAGCAUAAUGGCCAGGCAUCUCUUUGCAGAUAAAAGUGAAGAAUUUAUUGAUGCCCAAAUGGGCUUGGGAAUUGGUCCUGUAAAUGCACUUCUAUGCUCUCUAGAUAUUGACAGCAAUGUCCGAGGUAAGGGACCCAUGCCUGAAAGAUUUCGGGAGCUUGAGGAUUACUGGAAUGAGUCUCAAGGCAAUAUGAGACCUGGUCCUCCUCCUGCAGAUGGGUGGAUUACUGAGUUUAGUCAACAUAGGGGGAAAUAUGACAAUCCUGAUUCAUGGGCUAGCUCAUUUGAGCAACAGCAUGGUGCGAAUGGUUGGGUGUCUGAAUUUGAACAUUCCCAAUUGUCAUCAGUGGACCAAAUGCAAGGUAUGAACAUGUCAAACUUUGCUGCAAUGGAACAGACUCGUAUGCUUGCAAACACGUUGGCCCAAAAUGGUGACCCUAAAUUUCAGCUAUUGCUUGUGUCUGGGGUUUUAAUUGGAGCUUUUUCAAAGAGGAACUGGAACUCAAAAUUCCUUCAAUUUGUAUCAAAGAUGAGCCGUGGUGAGUUGAUUAUUGAUGAUAAUCAAGUGAAAGAGAAUGCAUUACCUGCUUCUGGAGAUUGGGCAACAGAAUAUGAUCAGCAGUAUAAUCAUGGCCAUGCAUGGGCUGGAGAAUUUUUAAAUGAUAAGGCAUGUGCUAGAGCACGGAACAAUAUUAUUUUGCAUGUUUAUCAUGGACCUGACCAGUGGGUGAAUGAAUUUACAACUAAAGGAUUGCAGCAUGAUGCAGUUGAUGACCAGUGGGUUGAUGAAUUUUCAAAGUUGAAUGUUAGUGAUUGGGCAGAUGAAUUUGGUCAGAAGUUUGGAGAGGCAGCCUUAGGAGAUAGCACUUCUGAUAGUUGGGCACAGGCUUAUGAUGAGUUCCUAAAUGAGCAAGUUUCUGCCAAGCAGAAGUUAGACAGUUCGAGGGGUGUGUAUGUCUUUUCAGAUUUAAACCCUUAUGUUGGUCAUCCAAAUCCACUAAAAGAAGGCCAAGAUCUAUUCAGAAAAGGACUUUUAAGUGAAGCAGUUCUAGCAUUGGAAGCGGAAGUCUUAAAAAAUCCUGAGAAUGCUGAAGGGUGGAGACUGCUUGGAAUAGCACAUGCAGAGAAUGAUGAUGAUCAACAGGCUAUUGCAGCAAUGAUGCGUGCACAGGAGGCUGACCCGACAAAUCUGGAAGUGCUUCUCGCACUUGGUGUUAGUCAUACAAAUGAACUAGAGCAAUCGGCUGCUCUGAAGUAUCUAUAUGGAUGGUUGCGCCACCACCCAAAAUAUGGAACACUUGCCCCACCUGACAUGUCCGAUUCCUUGUACUAUGCUGAUGUUGCUAGGUUAUUCAACGAAGCUGCUGAACUCUCUCCUGAUGAUGCAGAUGUCCACAUAGUUCUUGGGGUCAUGUAUAACUUAUCCAGAGAAUAUGACAAAGCCAUUGCAUCUUUUGAAAGAGCACUGAAACUUAAACCACAAGAUUACUCAUUAUGGAACAAACUGGGUGCUACACAAGCAAACAGUAUUCAAAGUGCUGAUGCAAUAAUGGCUUAUCAACAGGCACUGGAUUUAAAGCCUAAUUAUGUUCGUGCUUGGGCAAAUAUGGGUAUCAGUUAUGCAAACCAGGGUAUGUAUGACGAGUCCAUUCGAUAUUAUGUUCGAGCACUUGCCAUGAAUCCAAAAGCAGAGAAUGCAUGGCAAUAUUUGAGAAUUUCAUUGAGCUGUGCUUCUAGGAAUGACAUGUUGGAAGCUUGUGAUAGUCGAAAUUUGGACCUUCUCCAGAAGGAGUUUCCACUGCAGUAA